This is a messenger RNA of Amyelois transitella, 3878 nucleotides long. RefSeq lists its product as uncharacterized. The coding region runs from base 228 to 3878 and encodes 1216 amino acids. NCBI's taxonomy places the organism in Eukaryota, Metazoa, Arthropoda, Insecta, Lepidoptera, Pyralidae. The record is from RefSeq and is a predicted model, not a curated record. The transcript has 38 exons.
AUAUCCGAACGUUCACAAGUGGGAUACAAAAACGAGUCAGUACCUACGCUUGACCACCGACGCUCAAUUUUCUGAAGUAACUGGCUGCCGACUUUUGUAACAUGACAUAUAAGAACUAUUCUUUCACAUACAAUAUGUCAUUCUUCAAAAUGGUAUCGGCAACGUCGAUCGAAUAAAAUAGAUAAGAUUUGCUUAGGACUGUUUCGAGUUGAUAAAAAAGAAUCACAAUGACUUCUGCAACGCCUUCGGAAUUCGCUGCAAGCGAAAUGCCUGCUUCGCUAGCUGGGGAAGCGACGCCCGCUGCGCCAGCGACGUCGUUUCCACCUUACCCGCCGUACGCGACGGAGCCUGCGCCCGCGUCGGUGGCCGACGCCAUCGUCGCUGGCCGGGACCUUCGCGUCAUGCACAAGUCACUGCCAAGGAAACCGGUGCGCCCUCCACCAAGACCUGCUAGACCCAGGGGUCCAAAAGCCACCGACGUGAAGUUGUCGCGGGCGGCAAUGCGAGCUCACGCCCGCUGCCUGCGCCGCCACGGGGCCGUGCUGACGGACAGGCUGGAGUACAUGUCGAAGCCCCCGCGACGGUCCAUCAUCUACCUGUGGAGAGAACACGCUCAUACUUUACCUGCGGAGACGAUCGCUCGUCUGCGCGCGAUGCUGGAUGCUGACGAGCCUUUCAAGCCAGAUCAAGCCUACGAGUAUUUCAUCAACCUUAAAAAGACAAGGAAGAGGAAUGCUGCGAUCCGUGUGAACCAGAUCAAGAAGGACGUUUUGGCGAUAUGCGCAGACAAACGUUUCGUUUGGGCGCGCAACGCCACCGUGGCGUUCGCCCGGGGCAUCCAACAGCGGCUGGCAAGGCCCGGACGAUACGCCCUUGCCGACAAAAUGCUAAGACUGUCGAACAUAAUUUUGGGCGAGCUAUGCGGCUGCAUGCACACGAAGCCUCCAUCCCGCAGGAACACCCAUCCUAAAGCUAGAUUCAUGAUGGAGAUGGCCGACAAAGUUGCAGUUUGGAUCGAUGAAAUACUGGCAGAGUCUGAUGAUCGCAUGCUCAUGAUGGACUUCGACGAAGAUGACGAUGUAAUGGAAGCAGAUGCCGCAGGCGGCGGCUAUGGCGACGCAGGAUUCGCCGACGACUUUCUCAAUAUGAUGGGCGAAGGAGGACUUCUCAAAGGACCGUCACCGGCAUAUCUCAAGUUUUCUGGUGAAAUGUUGGAAGCUUUUAUGAUUCUCACUGAUUCGAUGGAAAAGAAAGGGAAUGCGGAGCUUUUGACCCACGGAAAGUUCACGCAGACUUACGAAGAAGGAGCUGAUGAAUUAAAACAAGCAACCAAUUUCGAAGCCCCAGAUAUUGAUACGACUCUAGCUGAAAAGUUACAUACGGACCUGGCGGAAGUCGUAAAGUCUAACACACCGAGCAAAUUGGCAUCAAAUAUGAAAGAGAUGGUUAACAUAUGCGGGAAUUACUUAGCGCAAAAUGCAGAAUAUAAUAAGGAUAAAGGCCCUGCAUUCCGGUUGCUAAUAGAAGCUAUGAAGAAGAAGCCCAAUGAGAAACUAUUUGAGCAAGGGAAAGCUAAACGCACUUACGGCGCUGCUGCGGCUGACCUUCAAAAGGCCAAGGGUCUUGAAACGGAUCACGAUGAGCCCAACCUGUCUCAAGCGAUACACGCUUCCCUGACGAAGACUGUGGAGAGCACCACGCCGCCCGAACUGAAGGCUGAAAUGGCAGAUACUGUGGAUCUCUGUUCAAAGUAUUUGUCUGAGCAGGCGGUAGACGAAAACGAGCGCGGACCAGCCUUUGACCUUCUCAUUGACACAUUAGAGCAUUUGGGAACCGAACCGUUCACCCCCAAUCAUCCUCCAUUGGCAUAUUGCUUUGAGACAGCAUACACCUUGAAAUCAGCCCCCGGUUUGACCGUGAGCAAUCCGGACCCAACAACAGCGCCUAUGUUCAAGGAGGCAUUGCACAAGGCAGUUGACGUCUCCACUCCAAAGAAUCUAAAAAGGGAUAUGGACGAGGUUGUCGACAGAUGCGCUAAUUACUUAUCUGCGUUUGUUCGUGACAGGGAUCUAGCAAUGGGAAAUUUGCUUAAAAUGAUGAAGGCGGCUGGUCCAAAAGAGUUGGUUAAAAGAAAUAAUUUCAGCUUGUCUUAUGGAACCGGAGCUACUGAAAUCGAAACAUCUCCCACUAUAGUACCGUAUUCGCCGAUUAAAGAUGUCUCAAAUGAAAUAAAAGCAAAGUUGACAACCGAUAUGGAGGGCAAAUUUCCACCAAAUCUUGCACUGGCUACAAAAUCGGCUAUUCAAGAUGCUUCUAAGUUCUUGUCACAGGUGGUGGCUUUAAGAAGUGGUAUAGGCGGUUCAAGAUAUUCGAUGAAUUUCUUGGCGGCGGUCAUUCGGUCCUUGGGGAAGAGACCUCUAUUCAAGUACAAGCACUAUGGCCAGACCUACAAAGAAGGCGGAGACACUUUAAAAUACGUUGGUCCCUUAGAACACGACCCUAAGAGCGAUAACUUAAUGUAUGAGAUUUCCGCGGAAAUGGGGAGGGGCGUCCCCUCCAAACUAUCGCCAGGAGUCACAGAAAACGUGAGAGAUACUAUGGGUGACGCUUCGAAACAUUUGGCUAAAGUGGGGAUGGAAAAGGGAAUGGCGUUGGAUCACUUGGUAAAAGUGAUGAGAGAAGACGGCGGCGAUUCUCCCCUGGGACAGUUACAAGGAUACCAGCAGUCUUACAAUGAUGGGGCUAGAAGAAUUGAAAAUGCUCCAUCUUUGCAUAAUGACAAAGUUGACAAAGGCGCGUAUGAAUCUGUGAGAGGUAAACUGACGGAAUUAACUGAGAAACGACCUGCUAAAGAGCACGAAAAACAUAUGGCAGGGAUCGUCGAUGAUGCCUCAAAAUUUUUGGCAGCGCCAUUUCCGGAAACCGAUAAGGAGAAACGUCGGGUGCUAGCUGACCUCAUGGGCCGGCAGGGCGACACCAUCGUAGGCCAAGAAGGGAUUUACAAACUGACGUACACUGAAGGUGGAGAUGAAAUAAUGAAAGCUCCAAUAGGUGUGACAUCAGCCCACGAUGAGUCAAAACGCAAGGCCAUGCUCGGCAAGGUGGAGGGUGUCAUACCCGAGCAGAAGCUAAAGGCUGCGCUUAAAGAUCCGGCGCACGAAGGAGCCGCACAUCUGACUGAUAUUAUAAAAGGAAGAGGAGAAGCAAUGCAAGUUAUUCAUGAUGCGAUGGAUAAAGAGAAAGGGAAGGAAUUCCUCACGAUUGGCAAGUUUAGCGCGACCCAUGAGAAGGCUGCCGAAAUGAUUGGAAAUGCGCCACAUUUUGGAGGUCAACGACCUGCUCCUUUUAUCGAAGAAAAGGUCGGCGAAAAAAUUAAGGCCCUUAAUUUGACUGGAGGCUCGGCUGUUGCCCAGAAGAAUAUGUCUGAAACGGCUGAUAUCACGAAGACCUAUUUGGCGGGAGUCGCGACCAAUGAAAGUGGAUUAGAUCCUAAAGCGUUGGCCGAGAUGGAUCCCUCAAUGAAGGGAAUGCUGGCAGGAUUAGGAGGAAAAGGACGACCUGGCUCUCCAGAAACUGAGGAAGAGCGUCGUAGACGGGAAGCAGAAGAGGCGCGGAUACGGGCAGCGGGGGGAGCCGGUGGAAUCGGAGGGGCGGGGGGUGCCGGGGGAAUCGGAGGGGUGGGAGGAGCGGGGUCAGGCGGCGGCCCGGGCGGGGCAGGAGCGUGGGGCGCAGGGGCAGGCGGGGUCGGAGGUUUUGGUGCAGGAGGAAGUCCAGAUAGCUUAGAAGCGCGCAAACGCAGGGAGGAAGAGGAAAGGAAAAGACGUGAAGCCCUGGCGCGAUCCGGUAAGAAUCUUGACUACUACACUACUAUGCCAUAA